AACACACCCCGCUCUUCCUAGAGCGCACGCGCAGCUACAAUGGUGGUUGGUAGCGAUUGGAAGGCUGGUGGCAGGGGGCGGGGAGCGCCGAGAUCUGGUUUUGGGCGGGAAUAGAAACGGCCACUUCUGCCAACAAGAACUUGAAAGCUGCGAGUUUCCAUCCUUGAAUGGGACCAUGGUGCGGCCUGUGAGGCAUAAGAAACCAGUCAAUUAUUCACAGUUUGAAGCCUCUGACAGUGAUGAUGAUUUUGUUUCUGCAACUAUACCUUCAAAUAAGAAAUCACGAACAACAUCAGAGGAGUUAAAACUAGAAAAACCAAAACCUAAAUUGAAGACUCUCCAGAAAGAAGACAUCCCAGUACAAGAGAAAACCCCUAAAAAAAGGUUGGCUUUAGAUGACAAGCUGUACCAGAGAGACUUAGAAGUCGCACUGGCUUUGUCAGUGAAGGAACUUCCAGUAGUCACCACUGAUGUGGAAAAGUCUCAAGAUGAAAGCAUUGAAAAACAAGUCAAUAAUGAAGCAGAAACAAAGAAUAAGAAUAAGUCUCCCCAUAUCUCUAAUUGUAGUGUAGCCAGUGAUUAUUUAGAUUUAGAUAAGAUUACUGAGGAAGAUGAUUCUCAUGGCGUCCAAGGGAAAAGAAAAGCAGCAUCUAAAGCUGCAGCACAACAGAGGAAGAUUCUUCUGGAAGGCAGUGAUGGUGAUAGUGCUGAUGACUCUGAACCAGACUUUGUAGCUGGUGAAGAGUCUGAGGAUGAUUCUGAUUUUGAUGAAAGUGAAGAUGAUGAUGAAAAUUUCACUGUAAGGAAAAGUAAAGUUAAAGAAAUUAAAAAGAAAGAAGUGAAGGGCAAAUCCCCAGUUGCAAGAAAAGAGAAGAAAACCAAGUCCAAAUUUAGUUCUUUGGACUCUGCUCCAGCUGCCGUCAAACCAGAAUGUCAGCCCUCACCAAAAAUGAUGUCUCUUUCUUCAGAAGCCACUAGGAAACCAUUGCAAAUACUCAGUCCUUCAGCAGAAAGCAAGAGACCCAAGUGGGUCCCACCAGGAGUAUCCGGAAGGAGCAGCAACAGCAGCAGCCCACUGGCAGGGGUGUCUGUUAAGUCCCCAAGUCACAGUCUCCGCCUUGGCUUGUCCAGAUUAGCACGAGUUAAACCCCUGCAUCCAAAUGCCACUAGUGGCUGAGUAUGGUAGCAAAGAAGUGUUUGAGUAAGAGAAUUUGUUUUAUACAGGUGAUUCUACUUGAGGAGGAUACUGUAAUAUAAAAGACUCCUUUAACAUGUAUAAAUUAUCUCUACCCAUUUUGUGUUAUGUUCCCUGAAAAGCUAUUCAACACUUCAGCAAGAAACUUGUUUAAGAAUUGUCUUGUACUGUCAUUUCCUGCUAAAGGGCAGAUUCUGUUUUCUUUAUGUAUAAUAAGUUAUUGCCAUUAAGUGCUUGUCAGUUUGACAAUGAAGCUCACAUUACAUGCUGCUCUUUCUGGCUUCAUCUACUUUAUGACACCUUCACUUUAACUGUUCAGAGUUUAUCUGGCAAGAGGGAACAUUCCCAUUUCUUCCAAGAGAUAUUUCUGAAAUUGUUUAAGCUGCAUAGUCACUUUCAUUGCAAGGAUGUUUCCUAUUUUAGUCAAUUAUUUUUAUAGAUAGAAUUCAGAAUUAUUUUCCGAACGAAAACUAUAUUACGGCAUAUUUCCCCUACUUGGAAGUAGAUGGUUAUUGUACAACAAAUAAAAUUUCAUGACAAGUUCUCAUUGUCAAGACCUUUAGUAAAAAUGAAAAAGUCUUAAUAUGCUCUUUUCCUUGAUAGCAUUGCUUCCAUCUGUCUCUGAAUGCCUACAUUUCUUGAUGAAAUGAGUGCUUUGCCAAACAUGUUAUCCUUUUUGUUGUAAACAUGGCAGGGGCAGAGGUGGGGCGGGAGGCAGUCACUUUUUGGUAAGCCAGUGCUUUCGAGGGUGGCUGUGGGUACUUACUGGCCCCUAUUGCAAUGUUAGAUAAUAUGAUAAUACAGCUUUUCAGGAAGUUUAGAUAUGAAUUCAUUGUGAAUAAAAACAAUAAUAGAUAUUUUAUAUUUAUGGUAAGAAUAGCUCUUGAACAUUUUUUAAUAAAAACUCUUCAAAUCAUGUUAACCAUUAAAAAAUGUGUAACACUUAGCUCAGUUCUUGGUUUAUGGAAAUUCCUAUGUUAAUGUGAAAAUAAAUAAUUUAGAAUAAUCACCAAAGUGAGCAUUUACCUCUUCUAUUGUACAUUCAUUUUCUUAUCUAGUUUAUAUUUUUACACUGUUUUACCACUUCACCUACCCCACCCCACCCCCUUUUGAAAAUAUGUUUUCCAGGUACAUAGUACCUGGUAUGCUGUAUGGUGCAGUUCAACAAUAAACUUUUUUGU
Talpa occidentalis (Iberian mole) is the source of this 2376-nucleotide messenger RNA. RefSeq names its product RAD51 associated protein 1 (gene RAD51AP1). The transcript has 9 exons. Gene Ontology annotation, biological process: interstrand cross-link repair; double-strand break repair via homologous recombination. The record is from RefSeq and is a predicted model, not a curated record. The coding region runs from base 176 to 1177 and encodes 333 amino acids. NCBI's taxonomy places the organism in Eukaryota, Metazoa, Chordata, Mammalia, Eulipotyphla, Talpidae. Gene Ontology annotation, molecular function: single-stranded DNA binding; double-stranded DNA binding.